UCUUUUUCACUUGACAUAGCCAAGCUGUCAUUCCUGUUGAUUUCCUAGAGAUGUCAUUUGUCCAAAAGCGCUGAGGGUUUUGAUUCCCACUAUGGCUAUCACACAGUAUCGGUUAUUUAAAGUUUGUACCUGCCUAGCAACAGUAUUCUCAUUCCUAAAGAGAUUAAUAUGCAGAUCUGGCAGAGGACGGAAAUUAAGUGGAGACCAAAUAACUUUGCCAACUAUAAUUGAUUAUUCAUCAGUUCCUAAGCAGACAGAUGUUGAAGAGUGGGCUUCCUGGGAUGAAGAUGCACCCACAAGUGUAAAGACUGAAGGAGGGAAUGGGAAUGUGGCAACACAGCACAAUGCUUUAGAACAACUGGAACCUGACUAUUUUAAGGACAUGACACCAACUAUAAGGAAAACCCAGAAAAUCAUUAUUAAGAAGAGAGAACCAUUCAAUUUUGGCAUCCCAGACGGUAGCACAGGUUUCUCUAGUAGACUAGCAGCUACACAAGAUAUCCCUUUUAUUCAUCAAUCUCCUGAAUUAGGUGACUUGGAUACCUGGCAGGAAAAUACCAAUGCAUGGGAAGAAGAAGAAGAUGCGGCCUGGCAAGCCGAAGAAGUUCUGAGGCAGCAGAAGAUAGCAGACAGAGAAAAGAGAGCAGCAGAACAACAAAGGAAGAAAAUGGAAAAGGAAGCACAGCGGCUAAUGAAGAAGGAACAAAACAAAAUUGGUGUGAAACUUUCAUAACAAAAUGUCCUUCAGAUGCACAGUGCCAGUGGGAGAAAUGUGAGCUCCACAACCCAAGCAACAUUUGUAUGGAUCUAAGAGUAUUUUCAGAAUACAAAUACACUGCUUGAUUUUAAUGCAUUCAUCAGGCCAUCCAGGACACCAGGAUUCUCUCAAAGUCCCUUGAACUCUUGGUGACUGAGACUCAAAGAACAAAAAAGACUUGUGAGACAAUAUUUUCUUCAACAUGUUCCAACUGUAAGACAAUUGUUUGCUGUAGAGAGAUUAUUACAAAUGGAAUAUAUCAGUACCUCUUCAAGCUAGUGUUUCUAGCUAAUUAAAUGGGUGUAAAUUUUAUGGUGGGAAAGAACUCUGCUGUCUAUAAUGCUUUCCUUCAAUGUGCAUAAUGAUAAAAUAAAUAAUUUUAAAUAUUAAA
Molecule: messenger RNA, 1148 nt
Organism: Balaenoptera acutorostrata (minke whale)
Lineage: Eukaryota; Metazoa; Chordata; Mammalia; Artiodactyla; Balaenopteridae
Product: receptor-binding cancer antigen expressed on SiSo cells-like
Exons: 1
Coding region: 92-733 (213 amino acids)
Cellular component (GO): secretory granule
Source: RefSeq, a predicted model, not a curated record